Messenger RNA from Odocoileus virginianus texanus, 1319 nucleotides. It is a transcript of the gene CLEC4E, whose product is annotated as C-type lectin domain family 4 member E. Gene Ontology annotation, molecular function: carbohydrate binding. Gene Ontology annotation, cellular component: external side of plasma membrane. The record is from RefSeq and is a predicted model, not a curated record. Gene Ontology annotation, biological process: biological process involved in interspecies interaction between organisms; immune response. Lineage: Eukaryota; Metazoa; Chordata; Mammalia; Artiodactyla; Cervidae.
UUGUCUUAGGGUUGAGCUUCCUAAAACACAGAUCAGGUAUUCCUCCUUCAUUUUCUUUGGCUCUUAUCAACAAAGCACUCUGGGACUCAGAAACUAAGGACAGAGACAGGGAGGAGGAGAGGAGGAGGAAGAAAGAGACAGUGAGGAGGAGAGGAAAGGACGAAAGAGAAAAGAGAAAGAAUGAAUUCAUCCACAUCACCAGCAUCACAAAGCACAGAGAGAAGAUGCUUCUCUUCCCAGCUGUUCUUGUGGGCCAUUGCUGGCACUGCCAUCCUGCUCCUGAGUGCCUGUUUUAUCACCAGAUGUGUUGUGACAUAUGGCAUCUUUCAACUAUGUGAUGAGAAAAAGUUCCAGCCACCUGGGGAUUCCAUGGAACUCUCCUGCUAUAAUGAUGGAUCAGGUUCAGUCAAGAAUUGCUGUCCAUUGAAGUGGGUCCAUUUUCAAUCCAGCUGCUACUUCUUUUCUGUUAACAUCAUGUCCUGGACAGCAAGUCUAAAAAACUGCUCGAGCAUGGGCGCUCACCUGGUGGUUAUCAACACGCAGGAGGAGCAGGAAUUCCUUCACCAUGCAAAACCUAGAAACAAAGAGUUUUAUAUUGGACUGACAGACCAGGUGGUUGAGGGUCAGUGGAAAUGGGUAGAUGGUACACCUCUCACAAAGUCUCUGAGCUUCUGGGAUGCAGGGGAGCCCAACAACCUGGUUACCUUGGAGGACUGCGCCACCAUAAGGGACUCCUCAAAUCCAAGGCAAAACUGGAAUGAUGUGCCCUGUUUCUCCAGUAUGUUUCGGAUUUGCGAAAUGCCAGAAAGAAAGAUUUGAGAAAAGAAAAAUCUUCAAGACACGAGGCACAACCCUAAAAUGUAUAAAUGGAAAAGAACAAGCGAUAAUCAUAACCACACAACUCCAAUGUGAGAAAAGCAGGCAUUGCACUUUUUUAGGACUUGAUAAAUGUUUUCUGCUUUGAUAUAAAAAUAAGUCAUUUUGAAGGUAUAAUUCAUGGUGUGCAUUUUUGUCUACAUCGGUCUUGGGAUUUCUCAGACAAGCUUCUCUAGCAAUGCUGCGAGAAGGGCUAUUCCUUUUUCCUUUCGGUAUAAAUGCUUCAUUUAUGAGUAUUUAUGUGAAAGUACAGGGACACAAACAAGCACCAAAUCCAGCAAAGAAGAGAAUUUUGGAAAGUGUCUUAAACAGUUCAAAUUCAGUCUCUGUGUCAUGUCUUCUUUAUAGUUCCUGAAAAAUCUGUCUUCUUGAUUUCAUUUUGUUUUCUACCCCCUACCCAAGCAUAUCACUUCACUGUGUUCUUCUCUAUAAUGAGUAGGAAA